Messenger RNA from Periophthalmus magnuspinnatus, 3781 nucleotides. It is a transcript of the gene atp2a1, whose product is annotated as ATPase sarcoplasmic/endoplasmic reticulum Ca2+ transporting 1. Gene Ontology annotation, biological process: intracellular calcium ion homeostasis; calcium ion transmembrane transport. NCBI's taxonomy places the organism in Eukaryota, Metazoa, Chordata, Actinopteri, Gobiiformes, Gobiidae. The record is from RefSeq and is a predicted model, not a curated record. Gene Ontology annotation, cellular component: membrane. The coding region runs from base 148 to 3132 and encodes 994 amino acids. Gene Ontology annotation, molecular function: ATP binding; P-type calcium transporter activity; ATP hydrolysis activity. The transcript is spliced from 26 exons.
AGGCGAGUUUGCCGGGUUGCACUUUCUGUCAGUCCAGGGUUCAGAGGAGAGAGGGGACAGGGGGAGAGCAAGCGUGAACACAGGGGGUUGCCAAGUUUUAAUCCCAAUCCCGCACAUCCGGAGAGUGCCACUCCACUUUGACUGAAGAUGGAGAACGCACACACCAAGGAGGGACCCGAGGUUCUGUCCUACUUCGGGGUCACUGAAGACACCGGCCUCUCGCCAGAACAGGUCAAGACGAACCUGGAGAAAUAUGGCUUCAAUGAGUUACCCGCUGAAGAGGGGAAGAGCAUCUGGGAGUUGGUGGUGGAACAGUUUGAGGAUCUGUUGGUCAGGAUCCUGCUGCUGGCCGCGUGUAUCUCCUUUGUGCUGGCCUGGUUUGAGGAAGGUGAGGAGACCGUCACAGCCUUUGUGGAGCCCUUCGUCAUCCUUCUCAUCCUCAUCGCUAACGCCGUGGUGGGAGUGUGGCAGGAGCGUAACGCAGAGAGCGCUAUCGAGGCUCUGAAGGAGUACGAGCCCGAGAUGGGAAAAGUGUACCGCUCAGACAGGAAGAGCGUGCAGAGGAUCAAGGCCAGAGAGAUCGUGCCUGGUGACGUGGUGGAGGUGUCAGUUGGUGACAAAGUUCCAGCUGACAUCAGGAUCACCUCCAUUAAAUCUACUACCCUGCGUGUGGAUCAGUCCAUUCUUACUGGCGAGUCUGUCAGUGUGAUCAAACACACAGACGCUGUCCCCGACCUCCGCGCUGUCAAUCAGGACAAGAAGAACAUGCUGUUUUCUGGCACCAACAUCGCCGCCGGAAAGGCCGUUGGUAUUGCCGUGGCGACCGGCGUUACCACUGAGAUCGGUAAGAUUCGUGACCAGAUGGCGGCCACCGAACAGGAGAAGACCCCUCUGCAGCAGAAACUGGACGAGUUUGGUGAGCAGCUCUCCAAGGUGAUCUCCCUCAUCUGCGUCGCCGUGUGGAUCAUCAACAUCGGCCACUUCAAUGACCCCGUCCAUGGAGGCUCCUGGUUCCGCGGGGCCAUCUAUUAUUUCAAGAUCGCUGUUGCUCUCGCUGUUGCUGCCAUCCCUGAAGGCCUCCCUGCCGUGAUCACCACCUGCCUGGCCCUGGGAACUCGCCGCAUGGCCAAGAAGAACGCCAUCGUCAGGAGCCUGCCCUCUGUGGAGACGCUGGGCUGCACCUCCGUCAUCUGCUCUGACAAGACUGGCACCCUCACCACCAACCAGAUGUGUGUCACUAAGAUGUUCAUCAUUGACAAAGUCGAUGGAGACAGUGUUGCUCUGGCUCAGUUUGACAUCUCAGGCUCUAAGUACACCCCUGAAGGAGAAGUGACAAAGGCAGGCAUGCCUCUGAAAUGUGGACAGUACGAUGGCCUGGUUGAACUGGCCACUAUCUGUGCUCUCUGCAAUGACUCUUCUCUGGAUUACAAUGAGUCCAAGGGCAUUUAUGAGAAGGUGGGUGAGGCCACAGAGACGGCUCUGUGCUGCCUGGUGGAGAAGAUGAACGUGUUUAACACUGAUGUGCGCGGCCUGUCCAAAGUGGAGCGGGCCAACACCUGCUGCUCUGUCAUCAAACAGCUGAUGAAAAAGGAAUUCACCCUGGAGUUCUCCAGAGACAGGAAGUCCAUGUCUGUGUAUUGCUCCCCUGCCAAGUCUGCCAAGGGCCCAGUGGGAAACAAGAUGUUUGUCAAAGGUGCCCCAGAGGGAGUGAUUGACCGUUGUGCAUAUGUGCGUGUGGGCACUAACCGUGUGCCUUUGACCGGCCCACUCAAAGACCACAUCAUGUCUGUCAUCAAAGAGUGGGGCACAGGGCGAGACACCCUGCGCUGCUUGGCCCUGGCCACUAGGGACACCCCUGUGAAGAAAGAGGAGAUGAACCUGGAGGACUCCACCCACUUUGCAGAUUAUGAGACGGACUUGACCUUCGUAGGCUGUGUCGGAAUGCUUGAUCCCCCACGUAAAGAAGUCAUGGGCUCCAUUGAGUUGUGUAGAGCUGCUGGUAUUCGUGUCAUCAUGAUCACUGGAGACAACAAGGGCACAGCUGUGGCCAUCUGCCGCCGCAUCGGGAUCUUCACUGAGGACGAGGAUGUGACCGGUAAAGCCUUCACUGGGCGUGAGUUUGACGAUCUGCCUCCUUAUGACCAGAAGAACGCUGUCAGAAAGGCCUGCUGCUUUGCUAGAGUAGAGCCCUCCCACAAGUCCAAGAUUGUUGAGUUUCUGCAAGGCUUUGAUGAGAUUACCGCCAUGACUGGAGAUGGAGUGAACGAUGCCCCCGCCCUGAAAAAGGCCGAGAUCGGCAUCGCCAUGGGCUCUGGCACUGCCGUUGCCAAGUCUGCCUCUGAGAUGGUCCUGGCUGACGACAACUUCUCUUCCAUUGUGUCUGCUGUAGAGGAGGGUAGAGCCAUUUACAACAACAUGAAGCAGUUCAUUCGCUACCUCAUCUCCUCCAACGUGGGUGAGGUGGUCUGUAUCUUCCUGACCGCGGCUCUGGGUCUGCCUGAGGCUCUGAUCCCGGUGCAGCUGCUGUGGGUGAACCUGGUGACAGACGGACUCCCUGCCACCGCCCUGGGCUUCAACCCUCCAGACUUGGACAUCAUGGGCAAGGCUCCCCGUUCACCCAAGGAGCCCCUCAUCUCCGGCUGGCUCUUCUUCAGAUACCUGGCCAUCGGAGGUUAUGUUGGAGCCGCUACCGUAGCUGCUGCCGCCUGGUGGUUCCUCUACGAUGAGGAGGGCCCCAUGGUCACCUUCUACCAGCUGUCCCACUUCAUGCAGUGCAGCGAGGAGAAUGAGGACUUCAAUGGAAUUCACUGUGAGGUGUUUGAGGCCGCUCCUCCGAUGACCAUGGCCCUGUCUGUGCUGGUGACCAUCGAGAUGUGCAACGCCCUCAACAGCCUGUCUGAAAACCAGUCCCUUGUGAGGAUGCCUCCCUGGAGUAACCUCUGGCUCGUGGGCGCCAUGUCUCUGUCCAUGUCUCUGCACUUCAUGAUCAUCUACGUGGAUCCUCUGCCUCUGAUCUUUAAGCUCACCCAUUUGAAUGUAGAGCAGUGGCUCAUGGUGCUGAAGUUGUCCUUCCCAGUUAUUCUUAUAGAUGAGCUGCUCAAGUUUGUGGCUCGCACUUAUCUCGAAGCCUAAACCUGCCCCUUUUCUCCUCAACAAACUCCCUGUAAAACCCAGGAAAAGUGUAAAGGAGGUGAGACUGCGCAGACGCUCACACCAAAGCCGAAGGGCCCAGCGCUCCGAGUGAGAGGGGAGUCACUUGAACAAAGCGCUGUCAAGCCUGUGCCAUCUGAAAACACCAACACAUGGCAAGAGAUUUGUUCUGUGUAUUUACUAAAAUUAAUAUAUAGCUAGAAGUCAAAACCUGUGAUGAUUCUAUUCUUAAAGAAUAAAGAUAUAUAUAAGAAGCUGUCAACUUGGUUUGUCAGUAUUGCAUUUUGUUUAGUAAAUGUAUCUUAAUAAAUAUUUAUCACCAUCUCAUGGACUUACUUGUUAUGCAAAAACAGGGACAAAGAUGUGCUCUGCUAAACCAGCAACCCUUGGUCUGACAGUGUUUACAUAACUUUUACAGCUGUGAUAAUGUGUUCUUCUGCUCGUUCUGCUUAAACUCACGCUGUCUGUAAGUAGUUGAUGCAAAUAGAGAUGCAUUCUUCACUUAAGUUUGGUUUUGGAUUAUGUAGAACAUGGUUAGCCAAGUUGCCAGAUAUGUACAUAUGAAGUUGAGUUUCUAAUUGUUGUUGCACAAAUGCUACAGCCACAACAAUAAAAUAAAAUGGAGCAAGUA